CACAGGCUGGCCCUGUAGCUUGCUUGGCCGUGCGCUGUAAUCUGGAUCGUGUUAGUGGCUGGCCACCACUAAACUCCGGCGUGGAGUUUACCCGACCCGCGCCUCCCAUGCGGCUCGCUCCCACACCACAAAUCAAAAGGGCCUAGUAAAUUACCAGCACCGACGACUAGCAAACAACGACAAAAGCCACGCUGACAAAAUAAACCAGACAUAUCUCUGCAAAUCCACUAGCACUCACUACCCAUACUAUUUUGUCAGCGCCCAAAUUUCUACAGCAAGAAAUCGCGGACAAGGGCGUGUGUUGCUUUUUCGCGCUGCCUGCCACCACCCACGCCCCCCCAGCCGCCUUGGUUGCUCUCCUCACCUUUGCAACAAAAAUCUCGCAACGCCCAGCGCCGCCCAACACGAGCACCGCCGCUGAAAAAUACCCAGAAAAUCACAUUUGCGCACGCGACGCCGUCUAGAUUUUUUCUGGUAUUUUUCAUUCUCGCCGCCCCCGUUGCGCCGAAACGUCGCCCAGCUUCGUCCCCCACGCCUCUCGUGUAAACAACCCAACCACCCAGCCAAGCUACUCAACUUUCAAUUCACACAACAUGGACUCCGUUCAAGCUGCUGCUGCUGCCGCCGAGGCCAACAUUGCCGCCGGCCUCGUCGACGAGCCCGCCGCUACCCCGCGCAAGCGCGGCCGCCCUUCCACCGGCGGCGUCAAGAAGGCCUAUGUCCCCACGGGCAAGCCUCGCGGACGCCCCAAGAGCGACAACCCCAAGACAUAUGUGCCCACGGGCAAGCCGCGUGGUCGCCCCAAGGGCAGCACCAAGCGCUCGGUGCUCGAGCCCGUCGCUAUGACCGAGGGCAUCAUUGCUGGGCCGCGCCGCGGCAGACCUGCGCGCAAGCUAGCCGAGGAACGUAUUGCGGCCGACGCUGCUGCCAAUCUGCCCAAGAGCCGUGGCCGCCCCAAGAAGAAGGCUGCUGCUGAUGAAGCUGAAGCUGCUAAGAAGGAUGAAGAAGAGGAGGAGAAGCCUGUCGAUGACGCUGUGGAUGUCGUCUUUGGGGACGCCGAUGCCGAUGCCGAUGUGAAUGCCUUUGACGAUGACAAGGGCGACCAGUCCGGGUGGAUGUCGGCAGGGCUCAAGAAGAUCUUUAGCUAAAAGAUGGAAUGGCUGAGCAACACCUACAUGCGAGGUCUCUCCGCCAGCGUGGAAUACUGUCUUUUUGCAUUCUGUACCCUUUUUGCUUUGGGAGGAGGAUGCCUUACUUUUGUUUUGUUUUUCUUUGAUUGAUUGCUCUUCUUGUUGUACCAAGAUGUUAUGUAUGGAGGAUAUGUGAGCGAGGCGCAUCGACGACACCAGUUACAGUAUGGAAAUUAUGAUUAUGAAGGGUGUUGUCUAGGGAAUCAACCGCACACGGCGGCUAUAUUUAUUGUCUUUUUCUUUUUAUUUCUCGUUUUUCACUUUGUUUUCGCAAUGUUUACUUUUUAUUUCCAUC
Messenger RNA from [Torrubiella] hemipterigena, 1485 nucleotides. NCBI's taxonomy places the organism in Eukaryota, Fungi, Ascomycota, Sordariomycetes, Hypocreales, Clavicipitaceae. The record is from the annotation of a GenBank genome assembly.